Messenger RNA from Penicillium vulpinum, 1188 nucleotides. RefSeq names its product ankyrin repeat domain-containing protein. Gene Ontology annotation, molecular function: protein binding. The coding region runs from base 1 to 1188 and encodes 395 amino acids. The record is from RefSeq and is a predicted model, not a curated record. NCBI's taxonomy places the organism in Eukaryota, Fungi, Ascomycota, Eurotiomycetes, Eurotiales, Aspergillaceae. The transcript has a single exon.
AUGUCUCAAUUAGACUCCCUACCAACAGAAAUCCUCCUCUCAGUUGCGCAAUACCUCCCCACCCAAAAAAACUUCAGCGCCUUCGUCCGAACCACAAGAAGGACAUACACAGUCCUUCAAACAUACCUAUACAAAAACAACAUCAACAACCAUGGCAGCACCGCCCUCAUCUGGGCCGCUAAGCACGGCUACACAACCCUCGCGAAAAAGCUGCUCGAUGCAGGCGCCAGCAUAAGCGUCCUCAAAUCCCACUCAAACCACCUUAGAAGCCCCACCACCAACGUCUGUAUUUCGGGGAGCGCUCUCUCCCUUGCAGCCCGUGGCUCACACAUAGAAACACUCGCCUGUCUACUCGCCGAGACAAGGCCAGACAGAAGAUGGUAUCACGACCAGCUGGGCGAGGCGCUUCACUACGGUGCAAUUCCAGCCCAUAGCGAAGAGGCUGUAAAAUUGCUACUUCGAUAUAACGCUUCCAUGGAGCCAGGGGGUGGCGUUCUGCGAUAUUCCUCGGCACUUAACGCUGCUGUUGAUUCACGUUGGCCUGUUAUUGUACCGGUCUUGUUGGAGGCUGGUGCUUGUCACGGACAGGGUGACUUGCAUACCCCGCUCGAGCGCGCGAUUCACACGGACCAGCCGGAGCUCGUGGAUAUAUUCCUUGGGAUUGGGAUGCGCCUUGUGAAUGAUGCAGCAUUGUGUGUUAUUGCGGAGCAGAAUAAUCAAACUCUGUUAAAUGUGUUUGUUGAGGCGGGAUUGGAGAUUGAUAUGUGUUGGCAGGGGGCAUUUUUUGCGGCUGUGAAGUGUGGACAGUGUAAGAUGGUGGAAGUGUUGAUUGAGAAGGGGGUGAACCCGCAUUUAACGCAGGAUGUGUUUCUGAGUAAUUAUGAACGUCCGCGAUAUAGUGCUAUUGGGGUUUCUGUUUAUUUUAAGCGUCUGGAUGUUUUGAAGCUGUUGCUUAAGAAGGGGGUGCGUGCUGAAUGGAGUGAUCUUGUAAUGGCGCAGGAAUCAAGUUUCAAGAAAGCGGUGGCUCUUUUGUCAAAAUGCGACUUUGAAGAUGUACCAGAGAAGGAGAAUUUGCGGGUUUUUAUGGAAAAAAAGUUGAGAGAGAGGCAGGUUACAGAACCAGGGUACAAGGGCCUUGAGAUACAGGGCAAGUUAAGGACAGGUGGAGGAUAUUUUUACGAUAAAUAG